Molecule: messenger RNA, 6840 nt
Organism: Orcinus orca (killer whale)
Lineage: Eukaryota; Metazoa; Chordata; Mammalia; Artiodactyla; Delphinidae
Gene: SPIDR
Product: scaffold protein involved in DNA repair
Exons: 20
Coding region: 99-2741 (880 amino acids)
Biological process (GO): regulation of establishment of protein localization to chromosome; double-strand break repair via homologous recombination
Cellular component (GO): nuclear chromosome; nucleoplasm
Source: RefSeq, a predicted model, not a curated record
ACGUGGUGUGUCGCGGCGCGCCGAGUUGGUCCGGGGACGCGCGGCCUUCCGGCGGCCUGAGGGGGUGGCACGCUCUGGAGGAGGCGGCGCGCGCGGAGAUGCCCCGCGGAGACCAGUCUCGUGGCUUGAAGAGAAAAAGAAAUUGGGAUGUAGAAUACCCAUCCUUUCCAGGAGAGAGUCCACUGCAGUGCAGACGAGCAGGUCUCAGGACCGUGGGGGCAGAAGCUUCCCUCUCUGAAGCAUGGCUCAGGUGUGGAGAAGGAUUUCAGGAGACUCCUGAGACUCUGUCAUUAACAGCUGAAAAGAAGACUACUACAGAAAAACACCUUGAAUUAUCCUCUGGACCCAAGACAGAACCUACCACAUCUAAGAGUACCAGUGGGCUUACAGCUAUAACAUGGAGUUCCAGUGGAAGUGAUCUGUCAGAUGAAGAUAAAACAAUUUUGAAAUCACAGAGAGAGAAUGGACAUGGUUCUAGAAUAGGCAGGUUUUAUAGCAGGAAUAUUUUCUCUCCAGAAGAUGGGGCCAGUGAAGAUGAUCUCCAGGUUAUUGACUGGGAGAUUGACAGUGACAGGGAAGAUACAUGUGAUGAAUUUGAAGACCGUGAGAGUGUGGUGGAAAUAUCUGACCGUGCUUCUUGUACAAGCAGUCGUUCUUUGACACCUCCAGAGAUGCUGCUUGAACUUCCUAAGACAAAUCCUACAGAAAUUUUAGAGUAUUCAUCAGAUAGUGAAAAAGAUGAUGAGUCGGAGAAUGUCUUGUUCAUUGAUUCAGAAUCCUCUCACAAAUACCACAUGGAUUUCGGAUCAGAUGGAAGACAGGUUAUGGAGAGACCGAUAAACCCUAGGGUAAAAUCUACAGAGGCCAUUUUGCAUACACCUCAGAAAGAGACAAAGCUUCCCAAGACUCCAGAAAAUUCAGCAAAGAAGAAGAAGCUUUUAAGAGGCGGGCUAGCAGAAAGACUAAAUGGACUGCAGAAUCGAGAGAGAUCUGCCGUUUCUUUGUGGAGACAUCAGUAUCUUUCUUACCAAAGGACACUUUCAGGUAUAAAAUCUGGUAUAUUAACUGUGAAAAUUCUAGAGCUUCUUGAGGAAUGCACCAUCCAAGUUGCAAUGUGUGAGCAGUUAUCGGGGCUGCAGGCUGACAGCUCUUCUCAGGGUGGGGCCCCUGGGACUGGCCUGAGGGUUCUCUUCGCCAAGGAGACUGCACGCUGCCUCCGGGGACUUCCACAAGACAUCAUCCGCAUCUACCCUCCCUGGCAAAAGCUUAUUAUCCCAAAUGGAAGUUGCCCUGUUAUUCUGAAUACUUAUUUUUGUCAGAAAGUUGUUGCCAAAGAAGAUUCAAAAACAACACAUGAAGUGCACAGUUGGGACACACCCCUUCCAAGAAGAAGCAUCAUUUUGGCCCAGAUGUUUAGAUUUAAGAGCCUAACAAAUAACUCACCUGAAAACCAGGUUAUGUGUGGUGGUCACACCACCGUGGGCACAGACUGGACCCUCAGACACGAACAAGCAGAGCUGGGCUUCCCCGCCCGAGCUCCCCUGAGGGAUUCUCUGCUGGAUGCAGUUGAAAGCCAAGGAGUUGCCACCUGGUCGGGAGCCGGGGUCCGGGUGGUGGUGCAGAGAGUUUACUCUCUUCGCUGCAGGUGUCAGCAGGCAGAUGGCACAGACCCUCCUGGAGUUCGAGUCUGCCUUCUCGUGCAAGAUGCCCUUGGACUCUUCAGUGAGGUGCACUCGGAGGGCGCCGUCCUGAAGGACAGGGAGUUGGAGGGCAAGUCCUGCAGGCUGGCGGGAAUGAAGGUUCUGCAAAAGGUCACCAGAGGAAGGAUGACAGAGCUUUUCAGUUUGAUUGACACCAUGUGGCCUCCAGUGGCGCCUCUGAAAGCACCAGGCCACGGGCCAGCCUUCGAGGAAAAAACUCAUCUGCCUCCUCCUAGCUUCUGUUACGUCCUCACUGCUCAUCCAAACCUGGGACAAAUUGAUGCAAUUGAAGAAGGCUCUAUUUCGAAGCUUUACCAGCCUCCGAUUCCCCGCUGCUUAAGAGAAAUUCUCCAGACGGAUGGCCCCUGUACCCGUUGCAGUUUCUAUGCCAGAGUGAUUUACCAAAGACCACAGGUAAACAGUUCGCUUCUGGAGCCAAGGGAGCUGUGGCUGGUGGUGACCGACGUUACUCUGCAAACACAGGACGAGGGCUCGGGUCUCCCCAAAACCAUGCCUGUGCGCGUGGCCCCCUCAUGCGUGCUGGGCCAGGAAGUCCGGGACGCGCUCUCUGAGGCCACCUCCAAGAACUUCUUCUUCAGGGAUGCUCUCCGAGACCAGGGUCAGCUUGUUUGUGUUGCACGAACUGUCCUCCUGCUUCCAAAGCCCCAGCUGGGUGUGGCCUCUGGUGCCUGGGAGCUGACGAGCCCUGUGAGCCUCGAUGAGCUGGAUUCUGUCACUCGGGUCAACUCCAUUUGCAGCGUCCAAGGCGCUGUGGUCGCCGUGGACGAGAGCACCGCCUGCUUGUGGCCUGCGUGUGACCUGUGUGGCGGUGAGAGACUGGAACGGAGGCCGGAAGACAGGGGCGCCUUCUCCUGUGGGGACUGCUCCCGCGUGGUCACCUCUCCCCUCCUCAGAAGGCACCUGCAGGUCUUCCUGGACUGCCCCUUGCGACCCCAGUGCACAGUGAGGGUCAAGCUGCUGCAGCACAGUAUCUCUUCGCUCCUGAGGUUUGCCGCCUGCGAGGACGGGGUUAUUUUCUGAUCGGUCUUGCAGUAGACAUACGAAUCUGUCCCCCAGCUUUGAUUAUGGUAAGUCGGUCUUGAGGUUUCAGGUUAAACCUCCUGCCAUGGUUUCACCUUAACAGGACAAUUACCUGAGAUGCACGUUUUUCUAAAUUGCUGGGUCUCUAGUCUGAGUGCCUGGAAACUUGACUUUCACUUCUCACAUCUGCCCUGUUACUGUGGUGAGCUUUGUAAAGAGGUGUGAGGUGUGCUCCUCAAAGAAAGCACCGCCUGAGCACACAUACCUUACCUUUGGUCCUCACAUAAACGAGAGAGGUCUGUCCUUGUCAGAGCCAUUUGAAAGCCCCGCAAGUGGCCUGUGGAAUCGCUGAGCCCUGGAGAGAGUGCUGUGUCUGUGCCCUGCUGGGAUCCACAGCCAGGUGGCAGAUAUGGGCCAGCUCGUGAGACUGCUGUGAAAGGGGAGGCUCACACUUGCAGAACUUUGUGAUGGGUUCCCGAAGCGAAAUGCCAGCUCUGAUGCCAGCCCGAAUUUGGAGGCUCCCAGGCUGCUCUCCCGGCCACUUGCCAGUCCUGUCCCAGCCCGUCCUGGGCUUGGGGUGUCGGGGGAAAAGCAGCCCUUAACACUCUUUCAUGUGCACCGGAUGUCAGAGUUCGGAGUAAAUUGGAAUGUGGACAAAUCUGUGCACAGAACCUUUAAGGAUCCCUGGUCUGACUGUGGUUCCAGCUCUCAUUCCUGGCCUCGCGCAUCUCUUGAGAGCAACUCGGUGACCCCGGCAGCGCAAACCUUUGUCCGGGGGGCUGCUGCGUGGUGGGGAUUGAUGUUUGAACCCUGCUGUAGGAGGGCUUAUAGACACAUGUGCCUGACUGUGUGACAGUCCGUGUCAGUAAGCGUGUGUGAUGCCUGGGCACCGUGCUGCCCGCUGUCCCCGUGCUGCCUCACCUCCUCCCCAGCAUCCCCGUGGGCGCAGCCCAUGCUGCCCGGGAGGCGUCGGGGUAGGCCCGCGGCACGCUCCCUGCUGGAUGCAGAGACACUGCAGAGCGGGGCCAUCGCUCUGCUCACCACCUGCAGGGUAGCCAGCCCGGGUAGGGCCCGCGGGGGCCUUGCAUGUGUUGCGCUCUCGUGGAGUCCUGCGUUUCACGGGUGGCGAGGCCGCGGUUCCUGGGACUGCGGGUGCUUAGGUGAGGUCGAUGGAGUGGGUUCCAAGGUGGGGCUGCAAACGGGCACUAAAGCCGGCAGAUCCGGGUCAUCGGAGAACACGUUCCUCUGGAGGAUGCUGGGGGAGUGCUGCUUAAGAACAGAGUGAAACGAACCCAGCAGAGCGCAUGGCUGAACGCCUGGGGACGGCACCCAGAGCACCUGCCGGCCCUGCGGUUACUCAGGCACCUGCCUCCCCUGGGCCCCCGGCUCCCAGGAGGGUGGCCCUCAGCCACCUGCUCCAUCCAGGGACCUGGCAGGAACCCGCGUUCACGUGUCGCUUUGGGUGGAGGCAGGCUGUGCCUCCCCCACAGUAAACUCCUGCUGCUCCUAGAGACACAAGAGGCGGGCGUGCGGCCCAGUUGGCGAGCGCCUCGGUGACCCUGCGUGGCUGCUCUGCUGUCAGAGGCGAGGCCGGUAGGACUGGGGGGGCGCCGAGCUCCUAAGCCCCCGCUACCGCCCCCCGGUCUAUGCCCGGUGGAUUCUCAGGCUUUACGCUGACCUGGAGGGAAGCGGACACCUUCCUUCCUACCUGUAGGAGACCUCCCGGGGGCAUCGGCCACGAGGCUCAUCUGGAUUCUGUCGGUUUUCAGGAUGAGAAGGUACAUCCGCCAAAAUCCAGAGAAUCAGAUGACUUUACACGAGAACCGCGGCUCCACUCCCGGAACAAAAUGUGCUGCUUCCGGGCCGGCACACACACGUGCCUUUAAAAUAGAGGCACAUUUUACACACGUGCGUUCGUAUGACCGGCACAUGUGAGUUUACUGGUGUGAUUGUUUUAACUUCUCCGUCUUAACUUCUCCCCAAUAUAAUGUAUAGUGUAAUGUCCAUUUAUAAACGAGACAGUUAUUAUCAAAAACUGUAGUUGCCAACCCUGACACUUUAAAAAGAGGGUUUCUGCAGACUUUUCUUCCAACGCCAAGGCCCGUGCUCGUACCCAGCCGCCUGGGCCCACACCCACGCGCAGGUGCAGCCCUCAGUAGCCAGCCCGGGUAGAAGCCCUGGGAGUGACCUUGACGUCUUGGCCGCGGGAGGCCUCCCCACCGUCCAGUUGCAUCCUCUCCUUCCCUCUCUCUGCCUGCCUGGACUGGCGACUCUCAGCCCUGCUUCACCUGGCGUGCCACCAGGAAAGCCGCAGCUCCCUGCAAGCCACGGUGGGGAGGCCGUGCCUGUCUCGUACGCGGGAAGACAGCCACGGCGGUGAGCUGGCUUUAGGGCAGCGUCCACAUCCCAGACCGAUCUGGACACUUACUGCUUCAGAAUGAGCCGUCUCAAGGCUCGGUGCUUCCACACCGACUCUGCACACAGACCUGCAGUCUGGACGAGGCUCCAUGGGGCAGCAGCUGGUGCCCCAAAGCUGGGCUGGUGUCCCAGGAGGCCCUUCAGUCCCCGGCUGGCUGCUGUGCUCCUGUCGGCUGGGACCUUCCUGGGCUCUGGCCAGACACCCACACGGCCUGGACGCCCUCACAGCAUGUGACUGGGUCCCGAGCCGGGCAGAAGAUGGGCCCCGGUCCUGACAGAGCCUGGGACACACUCAGUGCCCCUCCCCUCCCACUCUGUUCACGAGAAGCCAGUUGGCCGCCCAGCCUGGACCCAGGGGUAGGGCAGCGAGGUGCCUGUCAAGGAGCUACAGACGUGCCAGCUUUGGCCAUGUUGUCUGACACCCGCCCCCCCCCCCCCCCGAGUCCCCUCUGCCAAGACACUAAUGGUGGAGGGGCGAGUUAGCAGUGAGCUCAGUCACCACAGACGCCCGUCAAGUGUCUGGCACAGAGGAGGGCUGAGAGGUACUCCUGACGUUACUCUGCAAGUGGCAGCAAAGGAGUUUCCGAAAGAACACGUGACCUUCUAGGGCUUCAGUCUCCAAAGACCAAUAAACCUCUAUUUUCAGCCCCACCCCCAGAAGAAACUGUUCUGAGGUGUGAUCCACGGAGGCCAGGAGGGCACAGCACACCUUCCCAGCCUGCUCACCUGGGGCCCCUGCCGCCCGUGGCUCUGCAUUCCCGUGUAGAGACGAAACUUGCCCACAAUUCACCAGUUCCCUAAGACAAUUCGUCCAACAAUGUGAAGGAAAGGCUUUCUGUGGCAUAGGAAGAGGUGUUCAGCUCAGUGCAACUCUGGGAGAAAUGGGAUCCUGUUAAGGAGGGAAGUUUGGGGCAAAGGAAGUCCUUUGACCAGAAGUGUUGCUCAAGUGGGGAAGUGGGAUGCAGCAGCAGGCGUGAUGUGUGCCUCCUGCUGGGACGCAGGGCACGGCCCUUCCCAUGUGUUCCCCCCCCCCAGUUUCUCUCCUAGGACGGCCAGCUGGGAGAUGCACAUCCUUGCACCCACUACAAACAUCGAUCACAGAUACUUUUAAUGUUCUUGUGUAAAAACUAGCUCGGGGGCUUCCCUGGUGGUGCAGUGGUUGGGAAUCCGCCUGCCGAUGCGGGGGACACGGGUUUGUGCCCCGGUCCAGGAAGAUCCCACAUGCCACGGAGCGGCUGGGCCCGUGAGCCAUGGCCGCUGAGCCUGCGCGUCCAGAGCCUGUGCUCCGCAACGGGAGAGGCCACAACAGGGAGAGGCCCGCGUACCGAGAAAAAAAAAAAAAAAAAAAAACUCGGCUACCAGAAAAAAGCACUUCCUUCCUUUGCUUUUGCUGCAGCCUGUUCUCUCCUCUGGAGAGGGGUGGAGAGGGGUCAUGGGCCGGGGAAGGGCCUAAUGCUCUGUCUUUGGUGUCCUUAGCCGAUGGGAACAGCACGCCCAGGGCUGUUUGCUUUAACCAGCCUGCCUCUUAUCCCUGCAGAGUUACGAGGUGAGGAGUGUCCUUGGAAAGGAGGUGGGGCCAAUAACCUGUUUCGUCCGGUCCAUCACCACCCGCCCGGCCAGCUGCGUGGGAUUGGAGGAGGUGGAACUCCUGAGCGAGGGGGGAGCCUCUUCAGCACACGGG